CAGCUUUUAAAAAACAUAACGUGGAUGGGUUGAUCAUUAGCGGAAGUAAACUCUGACUUUCACUCGAGUAAUAAACUGAGUAAUCUUGAGCUGAGCUUCACUGACCUCUGGUGUACUAAGUACUCGGCUUAUUUUAAUAUUUACAUACAUAAACCUUGCUGUUAGGGGGUGUGGUAGAACCUGUUAGGUACCAAACAUCAUUUAGGUAAUCUUGGCGCAAUGCGUGAGACCUUUUAUUUUACAGUGAAUUAGUUGUUUCCCUUGAGGCACUUGAUAAUUUACUAAAAACCCAGAAAUAUAGCACCUCUCGGAUUAGGACCAGGCCUGAUGCCAGAAUGGCUCACAAACUACCUCAUGCUCAGUCUAUAACAAGCCCCAUGCCAAUGUCUGGCGAAAAAGUUUCCAGUUUCUCAAUCGCCUCUUUUCUGCGUUGCUGCAAUGUAGACCCAAAGCAGACUCUAAGGAUAAGUCAUCCACAUAAAUGUGGCAGCGUGAAGAAAGCAGACCUCAAAUCUGGUUCGAUCAGGCAGGCUGUUAUUCAAAGUGCAUGCCCUGGAUCAUUUGUCGAACGUAAGGAUUUCUUGGAGACUGAUUCAACGGAGAGAAUUUCUUCUUUUCAAGAGCCGCUGCCUUCCUGGUUUCUUCCCUCCACUCAGUCUACAGAGUACAGCCUUGAGGGUCACCUUGGUUAUCAAACAGCCAGAUCAGCCCUGUACUUGCCACAAGGUAUUCGCGUUCUGAACAAAGGACCGCAUCAGUUUGCAGUAGUAAGCUGUCGCGCUUCUAUCUCCAAAGGCACUCGGUUUGGUCCUUACCGCGGCAGGGUGAUUCAACCCUCACAGGUUAAAGAAGGUGAAGAUAAUGCGUACUUGUGGGAGGUAUGUAAAGAAGAUGGCAGCCUUGCAUAUUACAUUGAUGGACUUCCAGAAACAGAAAACUGGAUGAAGUUUAUCAACUGUGCGCGCAACAAUGAAGAGCAAAACCUUGUGUUAAUUCAAGAUGGCGAGCAGCUGUUUUAUGAAUCAUGCCGUGAGAUUUUGUAUGGGGAAGAAAUGAUGGUUUGGUAUGGAAACCGCUACCACAUGUUCAUGGGAAUUCCGAUUGGAAUGAAGGCGUCACCACGCAAGGAAAGGAAUAACGAAACUGGACAAGGUGCCUUUGGGAGUUUCUCAUGUGAGCGUUGUGGUAAAGUGUUUGCCUACAAAUAUUACCGUGACCGCCACCUUAAAUACACCCGCUGCGUUGAUCAAGGCGAUCGUAAGUUCCCAUGUACUGUCUGUAAUCGAUCCUUUGACAAACGGGAUCGGCUUCGUAUCCACGUUCUCCAUGUUCAUGAAAAGCAUCGUCCGCACCAGUGCACAGUGUGUGGAAAACGCUUUUCUCAGUCAUCCAGCCUCAAUAAACACAUGCGGGUUCACAGCGGAGAGAGGCCCUACAAGUGUCCACAUUGCGUCAAAGCAUUCACUGCUUCCUCCAUUCUUCGGACACACAUUCGUCAGCACAGCGGAGAAAAGCCUUUUAAGUGUAGGCAUUGUGGACGUGCAUUUGCGUCACAUGCAGCACAUGACAGCCACGUGCGCCGCACUCACACGAAGGAGAAGCCUUGUGUUUGUGAAUAUUGCGGCAAGGCCUUUGCUCAAUCAUAUGAACUAAAGUUUCAUAUCAACAUGCACACAGGAGCCAAACCUUACACCUGUGAGAAGUGUGGCAGAGCAUUUUCAAGUCCCUCAUCACGUGACCGACACCGUGCAAAUUUUGACUGCAUCACAAGAAAGAAUCGAGCUCCAAAAGUCAUGCGAAAGAACUUCUUAAGCGUUUGAUCGGCUUUCUUAUAAGAUAUAACUCAUAUCUAAUCUUCAAUUCAAACAAUAUUUAUUUAGAAUAAACAACUACACUUCGUAAUGACUUUUCAGUGUUGUGUACAAAGGAGUACCCAAGGAGGUUAUCUUUGCUUGAAAGAUCUUUUUUCUUGUAAACAUAUCGCUAAAUGAUCCUCGAUGUCUGCGGUAUCGAUUAUAGUAGCACAGAUUUCAGCACGUAUAACUCAAUUAUGAUUUAUUUUAUGGAUCUUUCUUGAUACAAAUUCUGUUGCCGUAGAUAACUAUAAGGGGAUGGUAGUUUAAACUAUUUAUCAAGCAGCAGCCAUCACUCAGUCUCUUCUCCAAUUUCUGAUUGGGCGAUAGGGUAUCAUUUUAGUGUUAUCUCAUCAAACCGUAAAAAAUUAUGGCAUCAUUUAUAUACAUAACAAUAAUGAUGAAAAUAAUAGAAACUAUCGAGAUAAUGAGAAUAAGUGUUUGUCUCUAGAGCUUUUAAUUUUGUUAAAUGAACUGUCGACUUAAAGAAAUCUUAUCUCUCGCUAUUGUCAGGAAGUUUUGGAGUAAAAAGCGUCCUCACUGACUGUAAUGGAGCCGUUUAUCGCUUGCCUGAAUCUCCUCGGUAUUUUAUAGACCCAUAUCGAAGCCAUCGAGUGCAAUAGGACCGUAAAAAAUA
This is a messenger RNA of Stylophora pistillata, 2490 nucleotides long. RefSeq names its product PR domain zinc finger protein 14. Gene Ontology annotation, molecular function: RNA polymerase II transcription regulatory region sequence-specific DNA binding; protein binding; DNA-binding transcription factor activity, RNA polymerase II-specific. Lineage: Eukaryota; Metazoa; Cnidaria; Anthozoa; Scleractinia; Pocilloporidae. The record is from RefSeq and is a predicted model, not a curated record. Gene Ontology annotation, biological process: regulation of transcription by RNA polymerase II. Gene Ontology annotation, cellular component: nucleus.